Penicillium expansum is the source of this 684-nucleotide messenger RNA. Its product is annotated as hydrophobin family protein. Gene Ontology annotation, cellular component: fungal-type cell wall. The transcript has a single exon. NCBI's taxonomy places the organism in Eukaryota, Fungi, Ascomycota, Eurotiomycetes, Eurotiales, Aspergillaceae. Gene Ontology annotation, molecular function: structural constituent of cell wall. The coding region runs from base 1 to 684 and encodes 227 amino acids. The record is from RefSeq and is a predicted model, not a curated record.
AUGCAGUUCUCUCUCUCCGCUAUUGUCCUCGGCCUCGCUGCCACCGUCUACGCUCUUCCCCCUUCAGCCCCCGUCGCUGGUGGAGCUGGUGCCGGUAACGGUGUCGGUAACAAGGGCAACACCGACGUUCGCUUCUCUGUCCCCGACAACCUGACCGUCAAGCAGGCUCAGGCCAAGUGCGGUGACCAGGCUCAGCUCUCUUGCUGCAACAAGGCCGUCUACGCCGGUGACACCACCGACAUCAACUCCGGCAUCCUCGGCGGUACCCUCAGCAACCUGAUCGGUUCCGGCUCCGGUGCUUCUGGCCUCGGUCUCUUCGACCAGUGCUCCAAGCUGGAUCUCCAGGUCCCCAUUCUCGCUCUUCUCCCCAUCCAGGAUCUCGUCAACCAGAAGUGCAAGCAGAACAUUGCCUGCUGCCAGAACUCUCCUUCCAGCGCCGUGAGUACUCCACCAAUCAUUGACCAAAAAGCUCAACUAACACAUCACAGAACUCCGACCUCAUUGGUCUUGGCCUCCCCUGUGUUGCCCUUGGCUCCAUCCUCUAAGCGUCUCGCUAUGUUUUCUCGCAUCAUGCAAGCAGCUCUGGUCAUCACGCCGGCUCUUUGGACUUUGGUGCAGAGUUCGACAUACGCGGAGAUGUGGAUUGUUAUCGAUUCCGAGGAUGGGAAGCAGGCUUUUGAUUAG